CGGAGGGAGAGCGCGGGAGCAAGAUGGCCACCACCAAGCGUGUGCUGUACGUGGGUGGCCUUGCAGAGGAGGUGGACGACAAAGUUCUUCAUGCUGCUUUUAUUCCUUUUGGAGACAUCACAGAUAUUCAGAUUCCUCUGGAUUAUGAAACAGAAAAGCACCGAGGAUUUGCUUUUGUUGAAUUUGAGUUGGCAGAGGAUGCUGCAGCAGCUAUCGACAACAUGAAUGAAUCUGAGCUCUUUGGACGGACAAUUCGUGUUAAUUUGGCCAAACCAAUGAGGAUUAAGGAAGGCUCUUCCAGACCAGUUUGGUCAGAUGAUGACUGGUUGAAGAGGUUCUCUGGAAAGACUCUGGAAGAGAACAAAGAGGAGGGGUCAGAGCCUCCCAGAGCGGAAACGCAGGAGGGAGAGCCCACUGCCAAAAAGGCCCGGUCAAAUCCUCAGGUGUACAUGGACAUCAAGAUUGGGAACAAGCCAGCUGGCCGCAUCCAGAUACUCCUGCGCUCAGAUGUCGUUCCCAUGACGGCAGAGAAUUUCCGUUGCCUGUGCACCCACGAGAAGGGCUUUGGCUUCAAGGGGAGCAGCUUCCAUCGCAUCAUCCCCCAGUUCAUGUGCCAGGGCGGCGACUUCACGAACCACAAUGGCACCGGGGGCAAGUCCAUCUAUGGGAAGAAGUUCGAUGACGAGAACUUUAUCCUCAAGCACACGGGACCAGGCCUGCUCUCCAUGGCCAACUCAGGCCCAAACACCAACGGCUCCCAGUUCUUCCUAACGUGUGACAAGACGGAUUGGCUGGACGGCAAGCACGUGGUAUUCGGGGAGGUCACGGAAGGCCUGGAUGUCUUGCGGCAGAUUGAGGCCCAGGGCAGCAAGGACGGGAAGCCAAAGGAGAAGGUGAUCAUCUCCGACUGUGGGGAGUACGUGUGAGAGGCACUUUCUCUGCACUGCGCCUGUGUAUCCAGGAGUCGAUGGCCCCGGGGAUCCAGCACUUGUUAACGGGGUCUGUGCUGUGGCCCUUCUUGGGGUCAGCUGGGAGCAUCUCCUCUGCAGGAGUGGCCUAGGCUUCCUCUGGCUCUUUCCCAAGCAUGGCUGUGGGCCCAGGUGCCACCCUCCCCACCCUGGACGGCCGUGCGUGGCCUUUCUAGGCCUUUGCUGCCAGGGCCUCUCCUGGGCCCCCCAGUGUGGUUCCUGAACGUUUCUUCUGGUAAAAUAAAUCCUAGUUGCUGUA
Miniopterus natalensis is the source of this 1227-nucleotide messenger RNA. RefSeq names its product peptidylprolyl isomerase E (gene PPIE). Gene Ontology annotation, biological process: protein peptidyl-prolyl isomerization; protein folding. Gene Ontology annotation, cellular component: mitochondrion; cytoplasm. The record is from RefSeq and is a predicted model, not a curated record. NCBI's taxonomy places the organism in Eukaryota, Metazoa, Chordata, Mammalia, Chiroptera, Miniopteridae. Gene Ontology annotation, molecular function: peptidyl-prolyl cis-trans isomerase activity; cyclosporin A binding; RNA binding.